AUGCCAUUAGCCUACGACCCAGAAUACGCAGCAGCUCUCGAACCCCUCGCAGAAAUACUAGCAGCAAGACCAAAAUUCCCCCCCGGAGAUGCCCUCUCACGCCGAGAAUUAGGAAACAAAUCCCUCGCCUCAAUCCUCAGGCAAACCCCAGACGUAGCCGGAGUGACUCGAACAAACCACGCGAUUCCAACCCACGACGGUCACAGCAUAACAGUAGCCGAGUUCCGAAAAGAAGCAGGAGCUGCUCCCACGAAACCAGGAAAAGCGAUAUUCUACAUCCACGGCGGCGGCAUGAUUCUUGGAAGUGUAGAUGCGUUUGAGAAAUCCAUCGCGAGCCAGUGUGAGCAGAGUGGGAUUCCGGUUUUUGCGGUGGGAUAUCGACUUGCUCCGGAGUAUCCGCAUCCUAUACCGGUCACGGAUUGUUGGAGUGGGCUUCAAUGGUUGAGUAGAAAUGCUGCCAAGCUUGGAGUUGAUCCGGCGAAAAUUGUGGUCAUGGGGGAGUCUGCAGGUGGAGGGUUGGCUGCCGGACUCUCGUUAAUGGCUCGAGACCAAAACCUCUCGCCCCCAAUCCUCAAGCAAAUCCUAAUUUUCCCAAUGCUUGACGAUCGAACCACGAAACCUUUACCAGCCCUCCUCCCUUUCGCAACAUGGACCUACGACGACAACAUCACAGGCUGGUCCGCGCUCUUAGGCGAUCAAGCCGGCACACCGAAUCCACAGCCCGGCCAUGAAUAUGCUGCCCCAGCACGAGCCAAGAAUCUGGCAGGGCUCCCGCCAACAUUCAUCGACUGUGGAGAAUUAGACAUUUUCAUCCAUGAGAACGUCAAGUUCGCUUCGAGACUCAUCGAAGCGAAUGUUUCGACGGAGUUUCAUGUUUACCCGGGACAGCCACAUGCGUUUAUGCUCUACGCGCCCAACACGACGUAUUCGAAGUUGACGAGGCAGAAUAUGUUAAAGGCGAUUGAGGUGGCGUAG
Pseudocercospora fijiensis CIRAD86 is the source of this 975-nucleotide messenger RNA. RefSeq lists its product as uncharacterized. Gene Ontology annotation, molecular function: hydrolase activity. The record is from RefSeq and is a predicted model, not a curated record. Bases 1 to 975 code for a protein of 324 amino acids. Lineage: Eukaryota; Fungi; Ascomycota; Dothideomycetes; Mycosphaerellales; Mycosphaerellaceae. The transcript is spliced from 2 exons.